AGCAAGUGAGUUAAUUUCUCACUAGCUGUGCACUUGGUCGUGUGCGGUGAACGGUGACAGUGUUAACGGUUAGGGAAGCAACGGAUUCUGUCAAUUAAGUGCAUUCGUCAUAAACGCAAGCAGCGAUGGAACCCUUGGAUAUAGCCAUCACCGUGGUGAUGGUCCUACUGGCGAUCUACUUGUAUCUGGACAAAAAACAUUCAUAUUGGGCCGAUCGUGGCAUUCCGUUUGUCAAGCCGAAAUUUUUCUACGGCAAUGCUAAAGAUUUCUCCCGCUCGGUGCAGGUUGGGCAAGCAUUCCAAGAGUUCUACAAUGAGCUCAAAACGCAAUCGUCGUUCGGCGGGAUUUAUAUGUUCACGAGACCGGUCGCCGUCGUGACGGAUCUAGAGCUACUGAAGUGUAUUUUCGCUAAGGAUUUUCAAUACUUUCACGACCGAGGUAAUUUCUACAACGAGAAGGAUGAUCCUCUAGCGGCGCACAUGUUCAAUCUAGAGGGAAGCAAGUGGAAGAUGCUGCGCCAUAAAUUGUCACCGACAUUCACCUCCGGGAAGAUGAAGAUGAUGUUUCCAACGAUUGUGGCGGCGGGGAAACAGUUCCAUGAAUUUCUGUACGAGAAAGUUCAUCACGAGAGCGAAUUCGAGCUAAAAGACCUACUUGCACGAUAUACUACGGAUGUGAUAGGUAUGUGUGCCUUUGGAAUUGAAUGCAACUCGAUCAAAGAUCCAGAUGCGCAGUUUAGAGUUAUGGGACGUAAACUGUUUACAAAGCCGUUGGGUAAGCCGAAAUCAUUUUUGACGAACACUAUGCCCGCUGUCGCAAAAAUGUUGGGAGUAAAGAUUAUCCCGACUGACGUCUCAGAUUUCUUCAUGAAAGCUGUCAGAGAAACAAUUGAUUAUCGGCUUCAAAACAAUGUUCGAAGAAAUGAUUUCAUGGAUUUGCUGAUACAAAUGAGAAAUCCGGAUGAUACCAAGAGCGGUGAAGGGCUUUUGUCGUUCAACGAAAUUGCCGCUCAGGCCUUUGUGUUUUAUUUGGCUGGUUUCGAAACCAGUUCUACUUUACUCACUUGGACGCUGUAUGAACUCGCUGUGAACCAGAAUAUUCAAGAAAAGGGAAGGCAACAUAUCAAAGACAUUUUGGAAAAGCACAACGGGGAGAUGACAUACGAAUCUAUCACAAGUAUGAAAUAUCUGGAUCAAAUAUUGAACGAGGCUCUGCGUAAGUACCCGCCAGUUCCAGUACAUUUUCGAGUGACUUCCAAGGAUUAUAAUGUACCGGAUUCAAAAUAUGUGAUCGAGGCUGGCACCCGUCUGUUCAUUCCCGUUUAUGGUAUCCAUCAUGACCCUCAGAUUUUCCCCGAUCCUGAGAAGUUCGACCCGGAGCGAUUCAGUCCGGAAGAGGAGCAAAAACGGCACCCCUACGCGUGGACUCCAUUCGGGGAAGGUCCGAGGAUUUGUAUCGGGUUGCGUUUCGGUAUGAUGCAAGCCAGGAUUGGUUUGGCAUAUUUGCUGAACAGCUUCAAAUUUUCCAUCGGAGAAAAGUGCCAAGUACCGCUGGAGCUAGAUAUAAAAAGCUUUAUUCUUGCUCCGAAGGGUGGAUUGUGGUUGAAAGUUGAGAAGAUAUGAGAUUUUGUUCAUAGUUAAGUAGAUGUGAAACAAUUUCGAAAUAAAUAGUAUUUAUAUUUAGCCAA
Messenger RNA from Armigeres subalbatus, 1687 nucleotides. RefSeq names its product probable cytochrome P450 6a23. The transcript is spliced from 2 exons. The record is from RefSeq and is a predicted model, not a curated record. NCBI's taxonomy places the organism in Eukaryota, Metazoa, Arthropoda, Insecta, Diptera, Culicidae. Gene Ontology annotation, molecular function: monooxygenase activity; iron ion binding; heme binding. The coding region runs from base 126 to 1622 and encodes 498 amino acids.